Biomphalaria glabrata is the source of this 2859-nucleotide messenger RNA. Its product is annotated as anaphase-promoting complex subunit 5-like. The transcript is spliced from 19 exons. Gene Ontology annotation, biological process: protein K11-linked ubiquitination; positive regulation of mitotic metaphase/anaphase transition; anaphase-promoting complex-dependent catabolic process. Gene Ontology annotation, cellular component: anaphase-promoting complex. Bases 287 to 2599 code for a protein of 770 amino acids. NCBI's taxonomy places the organism in Eukaryota, Metazoa, Mollusca, Gastropoda, Planorbidae. The record is from RefSeq and is a predicted model, not a curated record. Gene Ontology annotation, molecular function: protein binding.
UACGCUUUUUGAACAAAUUGAAAUUACCAGAUAAUUAGAUUUAGAAUCUAUAUAGAAUCUAGACGACUAGAGUAGUGAAAGUAGAUCUAGAUCUAGUAGACGCCUAGACAGAUCUAAUCUAGAUUCUAGAUCUGGACUUAAGAUCUAGAAGUAAGGGAAAUUUGCAUUUAGGCCUCUACCACAUUCUAACAACAACCUGCUGACUGUCUACUACAUCAGUUGCUACCAGUGAGAGUCUAUCUAUAGUCUAUAGUUAAGUAUCUAGACUAUCUAGAUAGAUAAAAACAUGUCUUCUUAUGAUGCUAGAGAUGUUACUGAUCUGUACAUUUUCAAUUCCGGCACAAGGCAACAAAGUUCAGAGAGGCUCACUACCCACAAAGUGUCAGUCCUAGUCUUAAUCUAUGAAUAUUAUGAACUAUGUGGCAGACAGAACAAAUUAUACAGUGUAGACCUGACCUGCCCACUUUCAGACAGACAAAAAGGGGAACUAAUGCUUCUCAUACUGGACUUGGUUCUGGGCCCAGAUGUAGAUUUGAAAGGUUUAAGGGCACAAAUUGACCAUGUGAUUGAUCCUGUAAUUUUAAAGGUUGUUUAUGACAGGCUGCAUUCCAUAGCCACUAAUGGCGUGAAAUCAUUUAGUGAUAACAUUGAGCUCGUAACCAUAUUGUUGUCCACAAAUAACGAAGAUGGAAUGAUCCGAAGAGAGAGUGUUUUAGGUGUUUACAUUCGAAGGAUGGAGUUGGCUUAUUAUGAGAUGUCUUUCAGUCAAGUUGUUGAAAUGUGUAAUAAAUUCAAACGUUACUACGAAGCUGGCUUCCCAGAAGCCAAAGAGGAAGAGGAGAAGGUCGCUUGCAGGAAGUCCAGUUUGGUUGGUUUCUCAGAGACAGGUCUGAGCAUGUCAUUACUGGAUGAGCAUCCUGUGACUGAAGCAUCUAGUGCCAAUUUUUUCUCCAAGAAGCAAGCCGAGUAUUUCCUAGCCAAUCAAGCUCUGAUGCUGAGUCAUGAUGAAGGGAAAGCACUCCCACCAGACCAACUACAGCAGAGACUGUCAAGCAUCCUUUCAGAUAACCCUGACUUGGCAGAAGCUCACUUUCUGAGUUACAUCAACAGCCUGAGAGUGAAGGAGUACUGUACCGCUAUGAACAGUUUGUAUCAUUACUUUGAUCGGAAGGCCAGCAUGCUGGUGGAAAGUGGACAGAACAAGAAAAAAGGUGUCCAAGAUGAAGUAGCCAUGAGAUAUGCGGCCUUGAACUUGGCCUCGCUACAGUUUAGAUUUGGAAAUAAAGAACCCUGUCGAGCUGCUUUGCGUGAAGCUAUUAGGCUGGCUCAGGAGAGUAAUGACCAGAUUUGUCUACAGCAUGCUUUGGUCUGGUUAAAUCUAUUGGGAGAGAAUCACACAGGUGUAACUCAGUUGGAGAGAUCAAUAAAAAAAACUAUUGAUCUGUCAUUGCCUAAACUUGCUGUGUUGGGUUUGCAUUGGAUCAGCAAGGGAUUGGGCACAGGAACAGAGUUGCCAGCCAGAGUCAUAGACUACUUUACUCAGAGUAACUUGAUCAACUGUAUGAACUCAAACUAUGGUAUGAUGUGUACUGGCUGUGUCCAGAGAGCUGCAAUGUGGCAUUACUAUGGCAAAAGAGAGUUAUGCUCCUUGGACAACCAGAUAGUUCUAAACCUGAAUACAAGUCUAAAUGGAGUCUACUACAAUGGCCAGGCAGUUUGUAUUGCACUGUGCAACCUGGCCCAGCAUCACGCUGAUGUGGGUGAGUAUGCAGCCGCCUUUGAGAUACUUGGCCAGGCCAGGCUCAGGUUUCCCUGUCACACGUCACACUCUGAGAUAUGGCAGUCUUGUCAGCAGAGGAUCAAUUUUACUCGCUCACUCAACAAUAGAAAGUUCAAUGAAGCAGAACAGAGCCUGAUAGACCUUGAGGCACUGGAUGAACCAGAGGCUAAGAUACGGAAACCGUUGUUAUUAAAAGAGAAAGGUCAUGUGACGGAAGCCUUCUCCUGCCUCAACCUGCUGUUGUCUGAAUGUGAUAAGGAGAAGUCUGGGUAUUAUGCUGACUACAGAUGCAGAGUGCUUUUAGAAUUAGCUGCCCUGUAUAUAGCCACAGGAAACUGUAGUGCUGCAGUCAUUCACAUAACAGAUUGUAUAGCGCAUGCUAAAAAACAUUAUCUGGAGCUAUAUGAAGGUCUGGGAACUGCGUACCUAGCCUUUGUUCAGUUGAGUAUGAACUUACCAAAUCAAGGUCUGCAACUAAUAGAGUCACAGCUCACGAGGAUACUAACGAAUGCCUCGGCACUCGACAAAGGGAAAGUUUUAUAUAUUUAUGCCAAGUGUAAAGUAGCAGCCAGCAAGUUGACGGGCCAGGAAAGCGCCAGAAAGUCGGAUCUCCUUGUAGCCUUGAAUCUAAUGAAUAACAUCAGCUCACUGUUCCAACAAGUUGAAGCUUAUAUGUUGGAAAAGGAUGCUUGGUACUUCCAGGCAAUGCUGUACAACUCCCUCUGUGACACAGAGAACAGAAACAAGUGUGCAUACCAGUUUAAACUGCUGGAUAAAUUGUAUCCAACUCUCAACACUGUGGGGCUGACUCUCCUGUGACGUACACACAAUGAAUGCCGAGCUUUACAUUGAAUAAGGUCAAAGCUUACACUAGUAUCAAAUUUUCAAAAGUCUUUAAGCUGCUAACCUGCAAUCAGGCAUGGCGGAUGAGGAGAAAUGAUGAAGUCAAAAAAAUUUUCACUUUAUGUAUCUCUACAAUGUAAGCUGGAAAAAAAAAUAGACUUUUUAAAUGUAACUGGCUCUAAAGUUUGAGUGAAAACUGUCACCUUAGAUGUUUGAUUUUGAAAGCCAGUAAGAUU